AUGCCUGCUUCAAGCGCCGACGAAACCUCCACCGCAAACACCGCUUAUUCAUCUGGGGAUAACACGACGGGGAUCAUGACGAACAUAUCACUGACUCCUCGAGCUUCGCUCGAAUCAAGCACGACCGUCACUCCUCCGUCCCAACAGAAUUCCAAUCAUCAGCAUCACGAUCCCCAUUCACCACCCUGUUCCCCUCCCGGGUCACCUGAUCAUGAUCAUGAACACAAGCCGUCUUCCGCCGAUGACCAACAUGAACAAAAUGAUCAGCAAAAGGUCCACGACCAAGACCCAGAACUACUAGUCUCAUCAGGUCGAGCCCCAGAUCAUCAUGAAGCUCAAGAAGACUCAGUGCCAGAACAAAAAGAAUCCCAACUAGGCCAACCCCAUCAACAACACAAACAUUCAUCAACUUCAUCAUCAACUUCAUCAUCAGUAUCUUCAACGUCGUCAUCAGCAUCAGCCGAAACCAACCCCAACCAAAACAACAAAGACGAAGACAAAACAGCCCUCAACGAAUUCAUCACCCGCUCCCGCUCCUCAACACUCUACACGCCCUCGAACAACGAGCGGGACGAGCAGAUCCGCAUCGCCAUCUUGAUGCGGUGUCUGGGCAUGGAGGAACGGUUUCAGGUACAGGCUGCUAGGUAUUGGGGGCGGUUGCAGUGA
Messenger RNA from Sordaria macrospora k-hell, 666 nucleotides. RefSeq lists its product as uncharacterized. The record is from RefSeq and is a predicted model, not a curated record. Lineage: Eukaryota; Fungi; Ascomycota; Sordariomycetes; Sordariales; Sordariaceae.